Molecule: messenger RNA, 1833 nt
Organism: Fusarium venenatum
Lineage: Eukaryota; Fungi; Ascomycota; Sordariomycetes; Hypocreales; Nectriaceae
Biological process (GO): secondary metabolite biosynthetic process
Molecular function (GO): oxidoreductase activity, acting on CH-OH group of donors; flavin adenine dinucleotide binding
Source: RefSeq, a predicted model, not a curated record
AUGCCUACCCUCCAAGCUAUCACUCUGGCUGUCUUCAGUAGUCUACAAGUAGCUGCUGCAUCAGGCUACCCAAAGGCUGAAGAAGUCAAGCUACGUGCAGAGUACGAUUACGUGAUUGUUGGAGCAGGCGCUUCAGGUCUCACUGUUGCAAACAGAUUAACUGAAGAUCCCGCUGUGACCGUGCUCGUCAUUGAAGCUGGUGAUUUCGACAACAAUGAAGACUUCAUGACUAUUCCCGGUCUUGCUGGCGGAGCAGUCGGAACUAAAUACGACUGGGCACUUGAGUAUCCUGCAAGUGAGUCUUUGAACGGUCGCAACAUCUCAGUCCCCUUAGGCAAAGUAGUCGGAGGAUCGACGAAGCUGAACCGCAUGGUCUAUGAUCGAGGAUCAAAGUCCGAUUACGAUCGCUGGGCUGAGCUCGGCAACAGCGACUGGCAGUGGAAGUCUCUACUGCCUUAUUUUAAGAAAAACGAGAAGUUCACUCUGCCUACAGCUGAGAUCAAGAGAAAGUAUGGAGUUACUGUUGAUCCUUCUGCUCAUGGAUCUUCCGGCUUCAUCCACUCCACUUACUCGCCAUUUUUCUGGCCCACUACGAAGAACUUCGCCCAGGCUGCAGAGGAACUCGAUAUCAGCAUUUCUGUCGACCAAGCGAACGGCAACGCUAUCGGAGGAUACUUCUGUCCUCACAACAUCAACCCCAAAACCGUCGCGCGCUCUUCUGCGCAAGACUACUACAGUGCUGUCUCUAGCCGCAAGAAUCUCCAGCUACUCUCAGGUCACCAGGUUACACGUGUUCUCACCAAGAAAAGCGGAAAUUCUGUCACAGCUACCGGAGUUGAGUUCGCAAAGAGCAAAGAUAGUAAGAGGAACAAAGUCAAAGCAAAGAAGGAGGUCAUUCUUGCUGCUGGCUCAAUCCACACUCCUCAGAUCCUUCAGGUCUCUGGCAUUGGUGACCCUGCUUUGUUGUCCUCUAUCGAUGUUCCUGUCGUUGUUGAUCUUCCUGCUGUUGGUCAAAACUUCCACGACCAUGUUCUUCUCGCAGUUAUCAGCACCAUCAACGCACCUCUACAAACUGGUAACCUGACCAGCAACGCCACCUUUGCAGCUGAAGCCCGCGCUCAAUAUGACAGCCAAAAGAAGGGACCUUACACUUCUCCCACCGGAGACUUCCUGCUUUUCAUGCCUCUUUCGAACUACACAAGCUCUGCUUCGGCCAUUUCCAAGAAGGCCAAAAGCCAAGACGGCUCCAAAUUUCUGCCCUCGGGUACUCCCUCCGAGGUUAUUAAGGGUUACAAGAAGCAACAAAAGGUUCUCAAUGACAAGCUGCUCGAUACAAACUCUGCUAUGCUCGAGAUCAUCUGGAGUGAUGGCGCUGCAAUUCUGGGUCUUCAGCACCCAUACUCUCGCGGAUCUGUCAAGGCCAAAUCUUCCAACAUCUUUGAUUCCCCUGUAGCCAAUCCUGAGCUUUUGAAGAACCCUCUUGACGUCCAGCUACUCGUUGAAGGCGUCAGAUUUGCCCGAAAGCUCUCUGGUUCACCUUCAAUCAAGGCUCUUAGUCCCUUGGAGAUAGUUCCUGGUGCCGGCGUGACCAGCGAUAGCGAUAUUGAAAAAUUUGUUCGCUCAAGUGCUUCAACUCUCUUCCAUCCAGCUGGAUCCUGCAAGAUCGGCAGCCGCAGCGAGGGCGGUGUAGUUGACCAAAAGCUUCGCGUGUACGGCGUUUCUGGUCUGAGGAUUGUUGAUGCUAGUAUCAUGCCUCUUUUGCCCGCAACCCACACCAUGACCACUGUAUACGCCAUGGCCGAAAAGGCUGCCGACUUGAUCAAGCAGGGCUAA